Molecule: messenger RNA, 2687 nt
Organism: Drosophila navojoa
Lineage: Eukaryota; Metazoa; Arthropoda; Insecta; Diptera; Drosophilidae
Gene: Vha100-3
Product: Vacuolar H[+] ATPase 100kD subunit 3
Biological process (GO): proton transmembrane transport; vacuolar acidification
Cellular component (GO): plasma membrane; vacuolar proton-transporting V-type ATPase complex; vacuolar proton-transporting V-type ATPase, V0 domain
Molecular function (GO): proton-transporting ATPase activity, rotational mechanism; ATPase binding
Source: RefSeq, a predicted model, not a curated record
AAUUUUCCCAUACAACACUCUGCGUUCAGCAUGGGCUUCUUUUGCAGCGAGGAGAUGGACCUGUGCCUGCUGCUGCUGCACAUGGAGAAUGCCUUCGAUUGCCUCAUGGAGCUGGGACACUACGGCGGCAUGCAGUUCAAUAAUGUCUUUGACGAGGAUCACAUCAUGAACGGCCUCUAUACGAAGCGCGUGGUGCUCUGCAGCGAUCUGUUGCGCAUUGUCGACUAUCUGGAGGCCCAGCUGAAGCAUGCGGAUAUCAAGGAGGUAUAUUAUGCGGACGUGGAUACAGUGCAUCGGCCACGUGAAUCCAACAUAAUUCGAUAUGAUCAUAAGCUGCGCCGUGUGCACGAGGAGGCGACAUCGGUGAUCGAGCAUGUGACAACGCUCGAGAAGCGUUACAACUAUAUGAUUGAGAAGAAUUUUGCGCUGAGACAUGCCAAUGAAUUCCUGGAGGUGAAACGGAACAGUAAAGCCCAGCUGGUCUACACGGAGAGCUCAAUCAUUAAUCUGUUGAGGGAUCAGUCGCAGAUCGAAGGGCAUAGCUCGCAAUUGAAUUAUAUACUGGGCAGCAUCCAUGUCGAAAAGUUUCCAGCCUUUGAGCUGCUCAUCUAUCGUUUCUAUGGACGCAAUGUCCUGGUCCGGCACACAGACUCGCCAAGGACGAGCACGAACUCGAAGGGCCAGCAGAAGGAAAUGCCGCCCAAAUAUGUGGUGCUCCUGAUGACGACGGCGGCGGCGUUUCGGCAUAAAUUAUUGAAAAUCUGCCAGGCAUUUCAAGUGGUGAUCUUUGAGUGCCCGGAGAGUCCGACCCAGCGAAUGCUUAUGAUCGAGCAAUUGGCCAAGGAUAUUAACGAUUUGGAGCUGGUGCUGGGCGAGACGCGCAAAGCCCACGAACGUUUGCUAACAAUCAUUGCCAACGAUCUGUAUAUAAUGCGCAUUAACUUGCGCAAAAGCCUGCGAAUCUAUGAUUUACUAAAUCGUCUGUAUCCGAUCGGCCCGCAGGAUCGUAAAAAAUAUCUGCAAGUCGAAUGCUUUACGCCCAAAAUGUUAACGGACGAGGUGCGGCGUGUCCUAAACAACGGCAUCCAUGCGACGGGCGAUGAGGAGAAGUACACGGCGCCACUGCUGAUCAAACGUACACGCCCACAGCGCCACAUGCCGCCCACAUAUUUUCAGCUGAAUAAGUUUACGCAGGGCUUUCAGAAUCUGAUCGAUGCGUACGGCAUCGCCGACUAUCGUGAACUGAAUCCGGCUCCCUAUACGAUAAUAACGUUUCCCUUCCUCUUCGCAAUCAUGUUCGGUGAUAUGGGCCAUGGCAUUCUGUUGACGCUGUUCGCCUGCUUCAUGAUCUUUGAGGAGAAACGCAUCGAGCAGGAGAAUCGGACGACAGUUAGCGAGAAUGAGAUCAGGAAUAUCUUAUAUAGCGGACGCUAUAUCAUUUUACUAAUGGGCAUAUUUUCCAUAUACGUUGGCUUCAUCUACAACGACAUCAUGUCGCGGCCCAUUAACCUAUUUGGCUCCAGCUGGAGCUGUGUGUACAAUGAGUCCACCCUGAUGGGCAUGACCUCACAGCUGACAUUGAAUAGCAAUGAUCCCAAAUUCUACUCGGGCCAUCCCUAUCCCAUCGGUGUCGAUCCGAUCUGGAAGAUCAGUGGCGAGGAUUCCAUCACAACGUUCAAUUCACUCAAAAUGAAACUGGCCAUCAUAUUGGGCAUUGCCCAAAUGAUGUUCGGCCUCACAUUGUCGGCGGUCAAUUGCAUCCAUUUGAAGCGCAAGGCUGAUCUAUUUCUAGUCGUCAUUCCGCUCAUCAUCUUUAUGAUGUGUUUGUUCUGUUACCUCGUCUUUCUCAUCUUCUUCAAGUGGCUAACGUAUGGGGGCUUGAAGCAGGCGCCAUACAAUUCAGCGUGUGCCCCAUCUGUGCUCAUUACCUUCAUCGACAUGAUGCUGAUGAAGACCACGGAGAUGGAGGUGAAGACCUGCAACACGGGCAUGUUUCCACAUGAACGCACAUUGGAAUAUGUUCUCGUUUUUAUAGCCUUAGCGAUGGUGCCGGUGCUAUUGGCCGGCAAACCGAUCUAUUUGACCUGUCGCCAGAAGCAAUUGAUGAAGCAUCACAGGAGGCACCAUAAUUCGGAAGAACUGCAUCGCAGCAGCAGGAAUACACUCAAGGAAAUGCGCUCCUCGUUGCGCUACACCAUCGACUUUGAGGACUACGAUCGUCGUUCGUCGCCAAAGCUGUACACGCUCGACGAUGCCCUUGAGUUCGAUAUGUCCGAAAUUUGGAUACACUCGUGCAUCCAUACGAUCGAGAGUGUUCUGGGCUCUGUUUCGCAUACGGCCUCGUAUUUGCGCUUGUGGGCCUUGUCCCUGGCCCACAGUCAAUUGUCCGAUGUCCUGUGGAAUAUGGUGCUCGAGAGGGGCCUGAAGAAUACGUUACCCAUCUAUUUUGCCGUUCCCAUACUAAUUGCAGCCUUCUUCGUUUGGAGCAUUUUAACUGUUGCCAUUUUGGUCAUGAUGGAGGGUCUCUCAGCAUUUUUGCAUACCUUGCGCUUGCAUUGGGUGGAGUUUCAGUCCAAGUUUUUCAAUGGUACCGGCGAACCAUUUCGCACCUUCUACUUCCCACCCUCCACUAUACGUAGUUAGGAGAAGUUUUUAACGAAAAUUUAUGUGUAAUAGAUAUGUUUUUG